AUGGCCUCUGGACAAGAAAAGAGCUCGGAGCGUGCCCUCCGUGUGAGAGAAAACAAGCGGAGGCACCGACUACGGCAGAGGGAGUAUGUGGCAGACCUUGAGCGUCGCCUGGCUGAAGCCCGCGAGCAAGGCAUCCAAGCGUCCAAGGAAGUGCAAGCAGCUGCCCGGAGGGUCGCCUGGGAAAACUCGCGCUUGCGGCAGAUACUCCGUGACCGUGGUUUAGGCGACAAUGCGAUCAAUGCCCUGGUGUAUGAUACGGACAAGUCCAAGCCUACCGAACAAGGAUCGAGGCCAGAAGUAGUCGUGCAGCCUAAAGCCUCACUUUGCAUAAGCCACUCUGAUCAGACUACACCUCUUGGAAUAUCCCUGGCGAACCAAGGACAUGUAGGGUUGACUCCCGACUUGCGACAGAUAUCCGCUAAAGAGCCUAGCGUCCUCUUGGAGAGUAACAAGUGUGCGUCAGGCGGUGCUUGUGCAAUGCCUUCCUCUACCGACUGUCCGGGAGUAUCACAUUCACAGCCGACCUCUUGUGCAAAUGAGCCACCUUCUGAGUGUGCUCCAACAGCUACACUUCCACCCUGUAGGCUCCUAACAAUAUUAGCUAACAACCCAAACACCGAUGUCCAUCAGAUACCCCCAGUAUCCAACAAGCAAAGCGAUGAUGACCAUACCGGCGGGGUAGAAUGUUCCCAGGCUCGUGAGAUGCUGAUGCGCUUUGCUACCUCAGAAGAAAAAAUUGACCAGAUUGCGGAAGCUCUGGAGAAAGGAUGUGUUAAGGAUAGCAAAAGCGGCGGUUGUCGAGUUAAGAACAAUGCUAUGUGGGAAGCACUGGAGCGCGUUUGGGAAUAA
Molecule: messenger RNA, 849 nt
Organism: Nannizzia gypsea CBS 118893
Lineage: Eukaryota; Fungi; Ascomycota; Eurotiomycetes; Onygenales; Arthrodermataceae
Exons: 2
Coding region: 1-849 (282 amino acids)
Source: RefSeq, a predicted model, not a curated record